AUGCAUACCGCUUUCAAUCGCCUGUCGAGCACAUUCGGCUUCUUCACCACUUGCGCAGCGCUCGCAGCCGGCGUUAUCGCACUAUUGACAGUCCUCCCGUUCCCGCCGAUCACAGAGCACCCGAGUGCGAGCAUCAGUGUCAGUAAGGUCGAAGUCGUCAAAGGCAGACCACACUACCAUUCAUCGAAGCGGGAGGAGUACGCACAAAUACGCUUCGAUCUAAAUGCCGAUCUGUCACCACUCUUCAACUGGAACACGAAGCAGCUUUUCGUGUACGUGACGGCCAACUACCCGAGCAGUGCAGGAGGAGUCUCGGAAGCCGUCAUUUGGGAUGCCAUUAUCCCUUCGCCGCAAAGUCCGUACUCCUUCGACAACCUCAAGACACAAUACUGGGAGCCGUGGGUCAACAAGAGCAAGAAAUCCAAAACACUGAAGAGCAAGAAGAGCACAAAGCCAGCAAGGGUCACGACUGAUCUGGUCAAGCCGGGUCUACUCAAUUUACGCAACCAGAAGCCCAAGUACCAUAUCACCGACCCAUCAGGCGUGCUGAGCGAGAGGAACAAUGUAACACUACAAGUCAGCUGGAACAUCCAGCCAUGGGUUGGGGCACUGAUCUGGGACAAAGGAUAUCUGGGCAACCGGGUUGGAGCGUGGGACAUUGGCAAGGAGGGCGUCAGCGAGCCAUUCAACUUCCCUCCGCUCAAAGGCUCAAAGCCUGUCGAGAGCAGUUCUCCGGCGCCAGAGGCGGGCAGUGCGGCACCUGCGACGGAUGUGUAG
Molecule: messenger RNA, 777 nt
Organism: Cyphellophora attinorum
Lineage: Eukaryota; Fungi; Ascomycota; Eurotiomycetes; Chaetothyriales; Cyphellophoraceae
Product: Microsomal signal peptidase subunit 3
Exons: 1
Coding region: 1-777 (258 amino acids)
Biological process (GO): protein targeting to ER
Cellular component (GO): signal peptidase complex; membrane
Source: RefSeq, a predicted model, not a curated record